Zychaea mexicana is the source of this 1151-nucleotide messenger RNA. Its product is annotated as ricin B lectin domain-containing protein. The coding region runs from base 171 to 809 and encodes 212 amino acids. The record is from RefSeq and is a predicted model, not a curated record. The transcript has 5 exons. Lineage: Eukaryota; Fungi; Mucoromycota; Mucoromycetes; Mucorales; Lichtheimiaceae.
UAUUAAAUGUGACGGAUGCCAAGAGGCUUGGCUCCCUUUAUUCCUGAUCUUGGCGUAUAAUGUAUAGUACAUGAGAAUAUGAGAAGAUAUAUGUAGACUAAUUUGGGGUACUUGGUGGCGUUGGAGGUCAUGUUAAACAUAUACGUUUUGUGUCAAAUCAAAAAAUAGUGAUGACGGCAGAACGGGUGGUACCAAAAACAAAUAGUGCGGGAUUUGAAUCAAACACCAGGUUGCUUUUGCACUUGAUGCGUGGAAACCGUCGUGUACGACUUCUCAAAAUGAGCAACUUCCCUUCGGGCUGGUUUUUCAUUCAAUCAAAAUGUUCUCACCAAAUGGUUCUUGAUGUCGCUUGGGACUCGCUCAAGACGGCUGCCAAGAUUGUAGUAUGGCCAAAGAAAGAAGUCGAUAACGAUAAUCAACUUUGGAUGUAUGAUCAUGGAUACCUCAUUAACAAAAACUCUGGCCUUGUGCUUGAUAUCCAGGGAGGUGUCCUCGAGAACGAUAAACAGGUUAUUCAGUAUAAGCGAAAAAUGAUCGAGGACGCGCAAAACCAGAGAUGGUACUACCGCGAGGAUGGAUUCAUUUAUCCACAAGUCAAUCCAAACCUUGUGCUGGAUAUCCGAGGAAACUGGACCAAACCAGGAACAGUAGUAUUGCUUUACAAUCGCAAAUACAGUGACAAUGAGAACCAGUUGUGGGACCUGAUUCCGUACAACGAAAAUAAUGGAUCUGGUACACCAGUUAGUGGAGAAACGCCCGGAUCGGAAGAUGGUGAUUACUCGUUCAGCACGGCAAGCUACGCGCUCUGAAAAGGAGAUCAGCACUGAUCAUAUUGUAUUUUACCCGUUGUUUUGAUUUUGAAACGAAUAUAUGCGCACAUACAACGUAUGUCACAUCAAACUUAUGACCAAUGCUUUUGCUUUUCCAUUCAGCAUUCCCUUUCUCCCACUCCUUUAUUGUUCUUUCUCAUUAGCAAUCAGCAAAAUAAAUUUAACUACUUAUACGAUCGGAACCAAUAACCAAUAGGUUUUGCAGGACCGACUCGCGUGUAUAUGUAACGUAUGUGCGCAAAAAAAAUAAAAGAAGGUUGCGUAUAUGUACAGCGCUUAUUUCUAUGGAUAAGGACAGUAGAUGAGAAAGGGAUCAGCGAG